GGAAGCCAGAACCCUCUUCUUCUCCUUCUAUCUGUCAUUGCCAAUUCUGGAACUCCAUUUUUGAAAAUCCCACUUUUCUCCCUCAAAUCCCCAAAACCCCCAAAUUAUUCGAAACCCUAGGCAUUUCUCUUCUCCCCAUCGCACAUUACACAACACAAUCAUCUCCUACACAAACCUCUAUGUAUAUACACAUUUGAGGAUUUGAUCCAACCAGAACAAAUUUACGAUUUUGCCCCGCCGGAAAAUGGCGUCAACGAAGCUGAUGGCUUCAUCGGCCUCGCGGAAUUCCGAUCGAAGGAAAUCGUCGGCUGCCUCGUCGUCUUCAUCCUCUACGAUGCCGAAUGAUUUGCACAAUCAGCAGUAUUCGAAUAACGGGAGUAAUAAUAGUAGUAAUUUGGAGGCGACUUCCAUGACGGUUGAUGGAAUUUUCCGUAAUGUGUAUGGGGAAGGUCAGGGGACGGAGACUAAUACUUUGUUGAAUGCGAAUAUUACAUUACUUGAUGCUGUUGGAGCGAUAACGCCGAUCAGUGAUUCCGAGACAGCGACGGUGAGUGGGGUACCUUUGGUUAGGAGGACGGUGGAUGAUGUGUGGAGGGAAAUUGUGGAGGGGAAGAGGGAGCAGAGAAGAGCGGAAGUUGCCGGCUGUAAGGAGGAGGCAGUGGAUGAAAUCAUGACGCUGGAAGAUUUUCUGGUGAAAGCUGGAGCAGUUGAGGAGGAGGCACUGGCUGGGCAGGGGCCAGUGCAAGGUGAGGUGAAGGUUGAACUAGGAACUGAGAGGUUGAGUGGUGGAAUUUUUGCAUUUGAUUCCCCAUAUAUGGCCACGCCGCAGCAGAGCGUGCAAGGAUAUGGAAAUGGAAUGGAUGUGAUUGGAGGUGGGAGAGGGAAGAGGAAAACCAUUUUGGAACCUUUAGAUAAGGCGGCUCUGCAGAGGCAGCGGAGGAUGAUUAAGAACAGAGAGUCAGCUGCCCGGUCUAGAGAGCGGAAACAGGCUUAUCAAGUGGAACUUGAGUCAAUAGCAGUUAGAUUAGAGGAGGAGAAUGAACAGCUGUUGAAAGAGAAGGAAGAGCGAACCAGAGCACAUUAUAAGCAGAUAAUAGAGAAAGUGAUUCCAGUUGUGGAGAAGCGAAAACCGCCUCGUGUCCUGCGAAGAGUUUGCUCCAUGCAGUGGUAAUAUAUCAUUGUGAGACGGGCAUAGUUUAAAAUUAAUGCCUUCUGAUAUAGAUAAAGAGUAAAGGAGCCUAAACAUGCUGGGGGUAAGUGAUAUAACAUGAGGAUGGAUAAUUUAGCGGAUGAUGAUUCUUUCUGAGUGGUAGUGCUUCCUUUGUAAAGAGCAGUAUCGUGGCCUGGAAAAUCUAUAACGGGAUCUAAUAUUUAUGUAGUGGAGAGGGAGUUCAUCGAAAUCAAAACAAUUAUUUAGUUAGUUGUAGUUAUAGGAGGUUUAGAAUGCAAAUGCCUCACUUGUUAGAUUGGAUACACACAAG
This is a messenger RNA of Solanum verrucosum, 1481 nucleotides long. Its product is annotated as G-box-binding factor 4-like. The record is from RefSeq and is a predicted model, not a curated record. The transcript is spliced from 4 exons. Gene Ontology annotation, cellular component: nucleus. Gene Ontology annotation, molecular function: DNA-binding transcription factor activity. Bases 245 to 1171 code for a protein of 308 amino acids. Gene Ontology annotation, biological process: positive regulation of DNA-templated transcription. Lineage: Eukaryota; Viridiplantae; Streptophyta; Magnoliopsida; Solanales; Solanaceae.